AUGACGGCGAGUUACUUUAUGUCCAAUCUUGUUGCCGACAAUCUGUCGGCUCGAGUGGAUAUCGAAUGGACUGACGCUGUACUCUAUACACCCUAUCACAUACAGCAAGCAUUAUUGUAUGAACACGCCGAUUGUUUAGCUGUCCGAGCAUUCCUGAAAAUGGUUGAAUUGCCGUUUCGACUAGAGGAGCGCCCGAAUGCGGAAUUCAUGUCACCAAGUGGAAAAGUGCCAUUCUUGAGAUUGCAGACAUGUCUGAUUCCUGAAUUUUUGCCCCUCGUCGAAUUCGUCGCCAGACGGGGUGUGAAACUUUCUGCAGGUUUAACGGAUGCGCAGCGGGCGGAUAUGCAAGCGCACAUGGCACUUUUUGAUCAGGUCCUGAAGAAUGUAGAGGUAAGGCUUGCUUUUGAUUCCACAAAAUUUGCCUGUAUUUAUCUGAAUUUCAUUUAA
This is a messenger RNA of Gongylonema pulchrum, 447 nucleotides long. The record is from the annotation of a GenBank genome assembly. NCBI's taxonomy places the organism in Eukaryota, Metazoa, Nematoda, Chromadorea, Rhabditida, Gongylonematidae.